AUGUCAGAAAUUCUGAAUUCACCUUUACUACAAGAAGCAGAUUUGGAGGAAUACUGUUUUCCUGGUUCAAAUGUCUCUUGUUUGAAGGCUUCUUACCACAAAGCAAUUCAAACUGCGGUAUACCUUUUCCUGCUCUUCGCAAUUACUAUUACCAUUCUAGGGAAUUCCGUGGUCAUCAUCUCUAUAGCUCAUUUCAAACAACUUCACACACCUACAAACAUUUUGGUGAUGUCUUUGGCACUGGCAGAUCUACUUUUGGGAGUCAUCAUCAUGCCAUUCAGCAUGAUCAGGUCUGUUGAUGGCUGCUGGUACUUCAGUGAAGAAUUCUGCCUUUGGCAUUCUAGUUUUGAUGUUUUCCUCUGUACUGCAUCAGCCUUCCACUUGAUUUGUAUUGCAAUAGAUCGAUAUCAAGCUGUGUGCUUUCCACUUCAGUACCCUACAAGAGUAACUAUGCCUGUUGCAUGGCUUAUGGUAGCUAUAAGUUGGAUUUCAGCUGCAGUGUAUUCGUUUGGUCUCCUGAUUUCAAAAGCCAAUGUGGAAAAUUUAGACGAAUACAUUGCAUCUAACUAUUGCCUGGGAUAUUGCAACAUUUUGUUCAAUGCACUAUGGUCUGUUCUGGAUACAUGUAUAGCUUUCAUGUUGCCUUUACUUGUUAUGAUUUUUCUUUAUGCUAAAAUAUUUCUCAUUUCAAAAAAACAUGCAAGAAAAUUUGAUGGUGCAAAGCAGAUGAAAAAUGAUGUGACCAAGUUCUCACAAAAAGCAAAACACGAGAACAAAGCAGCAAAAACUCUUGGUAUUGUGGUAGGUGCAUUUAAUUUAUGCUGGAUGCCAUUUUACAUUAAUUCUCUCCUUGAUCCUUAUAUAAAUUUUUCUACUCCUUUAGUACUUUUUGAUAUUUUUAUUUGGUUAGGUUACAUUAAUUCAGCUCUAAAUCCCAUCAUAUACGGCCUUUUUUAUCCAUGGUUUAGGAAAACACUAUAUCUCAUGAUUACACUAAAAAUAUUUGCUCCAAAUUCUUCUGACAUAAAAGUGUAUGCAGGUUGA
Tachysurus vachellii is the source of this 1044-nucleotide messenger RNA. RefSeq names its product trace amine-associated receptor 13c-like. Gene Ontology annotation, cellular component: membrane. The transcript has a single exon. Gene Ontology annotation, molecular function: trace-amine receptor activity. Bases 1 to 1044 code for a protein of 347 amino acids. Gene Ontology annotation, biological process: G protein-coupled receptor signaling pathway. The record is from RefSeq and is a predicted model, not a curated record. NCBI's taxonomy places the organism in Eukaryota, Metazoa, Chordata, Actinopteri, Siluriformes, Bagridae.